AUGCAGUAUAAAAUUUGUAUUUUUGAAAUCAUUGUUCUGUAUAUUUUGUUUACACAUAUUUUUAAAUGGUAAAUGCUUUAAUUUAAUACUUAAAUCAGAUUAAUGCAAGCUGAAAAUGACCAUUAAUAAGAGAGUUCAAAUAAUAUUAAACAUCUUCGCUAUAAAUCAUCAUAUGUAUGAAGUAUUGCAAAUAUCAUUUCAGUUAAUCAGGAAUAGAAGAAAAAUUUAUGAUGACAAUGAUUUUAGGGAGGUUGUCUAAAAUUUCUACAACUUGGUCUCCGAAAUUAAUAAAGGUUAAGAAUCGGUUUAGCCACUAUUAGUUAAGAAAAUAACAAAACCUCCUUUACGUAAAUAGACUCAAUAAUCGAAAUAAAGAAAUGCUAGUAAAAAUAAGUAACCCACUAAAGAACUUACUUAGUCUAAAAGAGAUGCUCAUUUCAGACCUGAUUAACAAGCCUAAUAAUACUUUAAUUCUUGUUUCAGUCAAUAAAUUAUGAGUCAUCUAUUGCCUAAUUUUGAUUAACCCUAUUGUAAAUAAGUUCCUUUCUUAUAUGAUAAACCAAAACCUCAUCUUAAUUUCAAAAGAAAUCAAAUUCAUAUUCAAACAGCUUAUUAAAUAUAUAUUAAGGAAUUUGGUUCUGGAUUUGUAGAAAGUCAAGAUCCCACUUCAUUUGCUAGAAAAGUUAUGAAUUCCAACUUUAAUUGUAAAGUAAAAUUUCAUUAAGAACCAGACCCAAUAUUAAGAAGAGGAAAAGGAGAGUGACAAAUCAGAGAAAUUAAAUAAGUCUUAUGAAGAUGGCAAAAAGAAACCUUUAAAAGAAUUAGUUCGAGAAUUUUAGAGUGAUUAAUGAU
Messenger RNA from Paramecium pentaurelia, 852 nucleotides. The record is from the annotation of a GenBank genome assembly. NCBI's taxonomy places the organism in Eukaryota, Ciliophora, Oligohymenophorea, Peniculida, Parameciidae.